Messenger RNA from Ochotona princeps (American pika), 978 nucleotides. Its product is annotated as olfactory receptor 4K15. Gene Ontology annotation, biological process: G protein-coupled receptor signaling pathway. The coding region runs from base 4 to 978 and encodes 324 amino acids. NCBI's taxonomy places the organism in Eukaryota, Metazoa, Chordata, Mammalia, Lagomorpha, Ochotonidae. The record is from RefSeq and is a predicted model, not a curated record. Gene Ontology annotation, cellular component: membrane. The transcript has a single exon. Gene Ontology annotation, molecular function: G protein-coupled receptor activity; olfactory receptor activity.
UCAAUGAAUGAGACAAACUAUUCUCGGGUGUCAGAAUUUGUGUUGCUGGGACUCACUAGUUCCAAGGAGCUCCAACCUAUCUUGUUUGUCGUAUUUCUUCUACUCUACCUGGCAAUCCUGAUGGGCAACUUCCUCAUCAUCCUCACUGUGAUCUCAGACUCCCGCCUUCACACGCCCAUGUACUUUCUGCUUGCUAACCUCUCUUUCAUAGACAUGUGUGUUGCUUCUUUUGCUACCCCCAAAAUGAUUGCUGACUUACUGGCUGAACACAAGACUAUUUCUUUUGAUGCCUGCCUGGCUCAAAUCUUCUUUGUUCACCUAUUCACUGGUGGCGAAAUGAUCAUCCUUGUGUCCAUGGCCUAUGACCGCUAUGUGGCGAUUUGCAAACCUCUCCACUACAUGACCAUCAUGAGUCGUAAUGUGUGUGUUACUCUCGUCCUCAUCUCCUGGCUUGUGGGUUUCAUCCAUACAACUAGCCAGCUGGCUUUUACUAUUAACUUGCCUUUCUGUGGUCCCAAUGAGGUGGAUAGCUUUUUCUGUGACCUCCCCUUAGUGACCAAGCUGGCCUGCAUAGACACUUACGUUGUUAGCUUACUAAUUGUGGCAGACAGUGGCUUUCUCUCUCUGAGCUCCUUUCUCCUCUUGCUUGUCUCUUACACGGUGAUCCUUAUCACAGUGAGGAAUCGCUCCUCUGCCAGCAUGGCAAAGGCCCGCUCCACGCUGACUGCCCACAUCACCGUGGUCAUAUUAUUUUUUGGACCAUGUAUUUUCAUCUAUGUGUGGCCUUUCAGCAGUUAUUCAGUUGACAAAGUCCUUGCUGUGUUCUAUACCAUCUUUACUCCCAUCUUAAACCCAGUCAUCUACACCCUGAGGAAUAAAGAAAUGAAGGCAGCCAUGUCAAAACUGAGGAGUCGGUAUCUGAAGCCUGGACAGGUUAUGGCAAUUGUAAGAAAUGCUCUUUCCAUGGAAACAAAGUGA